AUGAUUCUGGCCCGUGGUACAUCCGGGAGAAAGGCGCCCAUGACAACGGGAUCUGAAGUUGUCGACCAAAGGGAAGAUGUGCUGCUCGUCUCAUCAGAUGGACCCAAAGUCCAUAACCAAAAGAUGUCAUCAUAUUCGGUUUUGCCAGGGCUACUGUUUGCUGCCCUUUUCCUGGUACUUUUGAGCUUCACGUGUCUUUCUUCGACAACCGUGACGAAAAACCAACACCCAGGAGCUCUUUUGGUUCCAGCUCGCAAACGCACAGCCUUGGAAGCGGCAAACUUGCACCCAGAGAAUAUCAAAGGAAAGCUAUUCGUCAUUACGGGAGCAUAUGGAGGUAUUGGAACGGAAACAACCAAGGCCAUUCUCGGAGCGGGCGGAAGAGUUGUCAUUGGGGGCAGAUCUUCUGACAAGGUCCAGGAGUUUGUACACAGUUUGUCACUCGAAUUCAACACCCAAGACCGCGUGGAUGGAUACGUCUUGGAUCUGGCCGAUCUAGAGUCGGUCCAAAUGUUCGCAACGAAUGUUCUGGAAACGUACAAGGAUGAUUCGAUCCAGGGUCUCAUUAACAAUGCCGGAGUAGUAGCGCCUGUCGCAGCCACAAAGCAAGGCCUGGAACUCCAAAUGGGUGUCAAUGUUGUGGGCCAUUUCUUGUUGGCCAAGCUGCUGCUGCCGAAAACUCGCAGGCAAGUGUGGCUGACGUCUACGGCUCACCUUUGGGACGACGCCCCUCGCUUGGAUGUCGACUAUUACAGGAACUGGUCCCUGGAAAAGGAUGCCGAGGGGUUUGACUAUUGGGCAGCCUAUCAGCAAAGCAAACUUGCUGACAUACUCAUCGCCAAGGAGUUUUCCAGGCGCUAUCCACAACUGGAAACCGCUUCUUGCCAUCCAGGGAUGAUCUACACAGAUAUGGGGAAACACGUUUAUGACGAGACAAUGUUUGAUAUUGUUCUUGAUUUCAUCAAAGAAUACCCAUUUGUCGUCGCUACGGAAGGGUUUUGGCGGCCCGUAAAAUCUCCGCAAGAAGGAGCGUCGACUACAAUCACCGCUGUCUCGUUGCCAUCCAAUGAGCUCAUCAGUGGUGGAUACUACAAAGACUGUGCUGUCGGGAAGGCGUCACAAUCAGCGAGCAACAUGGAUGAUGCCAAGGCAUUGUUUGAUUGGUGCGAUGAAGUCACAUCGCUGUAUCAAUCAUAG
Seminavis robusta is the source of this 1197-nucleotide messenger RNA. Lineage: Eukaryota; Bacillariophyta; Bacillariophyceae; Naviculales; Naviculaceae. The record is from the annotation of a GenBank genome assembly.